AUGCCCAAGAGAAAGGUUGAAGGGGGUGCUAAAGUUAAGGCAAAAUACGAGCCACAGAGAAGAUCCACAAGGUUGUCAACUAAACCUGCUCCUCCAAAGUCAGAGUCCAAGCCUAAAAAGGCCCCUGCAAAGAAGGGAGAGAAGGUACCCAAAGGGAAAAAGGGAAAAGCUGAUGCUGGCGAGGAGUGGAAUAAACCUGCAGAAAAUGAAGAUGCCAAAACAGACCAGGCACAGAAAGCUGAAGGUGCUAGAGAUGCGAAGUGAAGUGUGUGCAUUUUUUUUUUUAUUGAGACAAAGUCUCAAACUGUCACCCUGGGUAGAGUGCUGUGGUAUCAUAG
Messenger RNA from Nycticebus coucang (slow loris), 338 nucleotides. RefSeq names its product non-histone chromosomal protein HMG-17-like. Lineage: Eukaryota; Metazoa; Chordata; Mammalia; Primates; Lorisidae. The transcript has a single exon. Gene Ontology annotation, molecular function: nucleosomal DNA binding. Gene Ontology annotation, biological process: chromatin organization. Gene Ontology annotation, cellular component: nucleus; chromatin. Bases 1 to 264 code for a protein of 87 amino acids. The record is from RefSeq and is a predicted model, not a curated record.